AUGAUAUCAGUGAAACGUCCGAGUGUUCCAAGCCACCCUAGUGCUCAUCAUCACCAUCAUCACCACCAUCACCACCAUCAUCAUCAUCAGCAUCAGCAUCACAAGCAGCAUCAUCAGCUGCACAGUCUCCAGAACGGAGCAACCAGUGCGAGCUCUGUCAGCCCGACGACAGUUCCGCUGGUAUCCUCGACGUCAACCAACAACAAUCGGCUCAUUCGGAGUCGUAACCAGUUGUCCACAGUUGGGGAACAGCAGAAUAUCAGGAACCACUCGCAAAAUCCCUGGAAUCACAGUGGAAACAUUGUUUCGAAUGGUGUAUCAGGAGCAAGUGGACCUCAGAUAAACCGACCGACGGGAGCCGCUUCGUGGACUGGAACAGGAAGUGGUUGUUCAAUCAUCACGAACGGCGGCAGUCUGUACUAUAGCAGCAGUAACGGGGGUUACGGUGUUAGCACGGCUAGUGUCAAUCCCAAAAUUCGGGACAUAUACGAGUUUGAUAGUUUGUUCCUGGUACCAACUUGUGCCUUAACGUCGGACAAGGCACUGAAUCUACGCAAGGAUCUCGCAGCGUACGACUUCGACAUCAAAAUCCUGGAGGACAGCCCGCGCGCAAAUCAUAACGUGUGGCAAUCUGGAAACAGAGAUGCGUCCGUACAAAAACAGUCAAGGCCGUCCUCAGCCAAUAGAGAUCGUCUGCAUGAACAUUCUGUUGCCCAUACACUGCACUGGUUCGCUUGUGUCGGCGAUGAUAACGUCGAUAGCGGUAGAAAUUCGGAAGAACUUCAAAAGGAACGCGAGGAGCGAAUAAAACAGAUGAAGGAACGGCAAAACGAGGAACGCCAAAAGAAACUCGAGGAGCUGAAGGCACAAGCGCUGGCUGCGCAAAAGUUUCGCGAACUGAAGGAAGAGGAACGACGUCGCCGAAUGGAUGACCUGCGGAGGCGGGACUGUGACCGACGGUCACAGGUUGAGGAGCGUCGUCGCGCCAUCAUCGAGGCCGACAAUGAACGGCGAGAGUACAUUUUGCGCAAGAACCAGGAACGUGACCAACGUAUGGAGACGAAACGACGCAACGAUCGAGGAUCGAUCCAGUUCGCCUUCGGUUCAUCGACACCACGGAUGAUCGAUACCAGUGACAGUGGCAUGUGCAGCUCGUUCUGGUCAAAUAGGAGAGCCACGUCUAUCACGAACGUAGCAUACGUGGGAGCGGCUUUGACGAGGCGCAGUUCCGAGCGUGAACUAACCGACAGUGCGUCUAAGAAACGUGCUACCUCUGCCAGUGGUCUCGACCGAUCGACCGACGACCAACGGCGAAUGUCCAGCUCGAUGUACGAGGUGUUCAACUGGACGAGCACCAGCGAGUGCCCGAGAAAGCUAACCUUCUCGCUCGCUGGGUCCGGCAUCAACAUCGACGAACCACCGACGGCCGCCGAAUACCAACCGGCAGCUUCCCGAAAUUAUGCUAGUGGAAAGGACGAUACAGCAGAAAUGAACUAUCAGCGCACUGUCAAUCGUCGAAAGACCGAUCUAAUGCCUACCAUUCCUAGUCCUCGCGAUAGCUCUAGAUCGUCUCUCGGUACACACACUCCCAGAACACCAGGCCGAGCGUUCUCAAUGACACGCUUGGACACUUUGGCACAACCUCGGCGCCGUAACGGCGAGCACAUUAGUGCUAUACUGGAACGCGAGCGCCGCCAGGCUCUGGAACUCGAGAACCUGACUCGUCUGUCGCUCUCCUCAUCUCGGUCUUCUCCCACCGGAAGUGGUGGCAAUAGUAAGCGCAUGUCGCGCAGCAUGACCCAACUUGCCGGCAGUGGGGCCAAAUACCGCAACCAAUCGCAGGACUCUAGCACAGGCCGCAGUCCCGGCUUCGGAGGCGGCCGUAAGUCAUCCUUCAACACGUCGUCCAUUAAUAGCGGUAGCACUUCGCCGAUGCGGCGCAACGAUACCUCCAAAAGCAUGUCGCAGCUGAACACGGUUUUGUCCGGUAGCAGCGGUACAUCGCGCAUCACCAAAACCGAACGCCUACGCCAGCAGUACCACCAUCAGCAGCAACAGCAGCACCACAACCAGCUCCUAGUGUCGAACGGUCUUCGUUCCGGCGAAAUGACACCCACCAGUCUAAACACUUCGCGGCCCGGAAGUGCAAUGUCCAGCUCGACGACCGCGUCCGGAAUCGUGUAUCGACGAUCCCUCCCAGCACAACGUAAACCACGACCGGCUAGUAUCGCCGUAACAGGUGUUACCGCCACCGGGUUAAAGGAAGAAAAACCGCCUCUCCCAAAGACAGGAUCCGGUGCUUCUACUGGUAGCAGUGUGAAUAGUGCAAGCAUCAAACAUCGGCUAUCCAGCGCUGGCUCCGGUAGCAUCAACACGACCCCUGCAAAAUCAUCAUCCAGUACGGAAACACCAACGAAAAAACCACUAACAUUACACUCGGCCGAAAAGCGUGCUACAGGCGUAAGAGUCGCUACGCCGAAGGCGUCAUCUACUCCGCUACAGUCGCCCGGACCAGAAAAGGCUUCUCGCAACUUACAAGAUGCCUUGAAGAAAGCCUCUGAAGUCACUAAAAAACCGCCGGUCAGUGAGAAGACGCAACCUAAGCAGUCGAUUCUCAAGAGUGAUAUAGUGACAGUCGAGGAGAAUCAGGAACCCUCGGUUCUCAAAGCAGAAGAGCCUACCGUUGAAUCAGAAAAGGUUCAAGAUCAAGCGGAGGGUUCAUUGCUAGUUUCACUGGUGGAGGUAGAGCCAUCAUUUGGACAGGAUGAACAGCCACAACAACAGCAGGAAGAAGUGGUAGUUCCAGUCCAGCAGGAAGCUCCUUUGUUAGUAGAUAUACCGAUGGAAUAUACGGAGGUACCAAAGCAAGUUGCAUUUGCUGCGGUGGAAGAAGAACAGCCGGAAGAAGUGAAGGAACCUGAGCUAGACCAACAAGACGUCACUGUCUCUGUUCCAUCUGAAGUCACUGUUACCGCGGAGGACGAAAUGCUUGAGGUUAGCAACGGUAACCUAUCCGUAGACGGUGCCGCUGUCAUGGGAGAUGCUAUGACCGCAUCUAUGAUAGCGAAGCGCAUCAACACGGAAGAGGAAGCGAAGGCUGCUUUGGCGGAACGGCGACGCCUGGCACGCGAGGAAGCUGAGCGACAGGCGGAACUGGAACGCAAACGUAUCGAAGCUGAGGAACAAGCCGAACGACAGCGUGUUCUCGAGGAAGAAGAACGCUUGCGUAAACUCGAAGAGGAAACCAUCCGACUGGCCGAGGAGCAGAGACGCAUGGAGGAUGAACGUCUGCAGCAAGCAAUCGAAGAAGCUCGCCGACGUGACGAAGAGGAGCGUAAACGUCGCGAAGAGGAAGCCCGCCAGAAGGCGGAACGCGAGGAGGCUGAGCGUAAGGCUCGCGAAGAAGCGGAGCGUCUACGCGUCGAGAUGGCCGAGCGAUUGAAGAAGGAAGAAAAGGAACGCGAGGAACGCCGGAAGCGCGUUGAAGCAAUCAUGUCCCGUACCAGGACCAAGGGAACGGCCAACAACACACCCACGAAGAACAAUGACGACGACAGGGAAAAUGCCAUGUCUAAGAGCCAGAUCGUACUUUCGUCCAAACCGGCCGUUCUGCCUACCGGUACUGCCAUGUCCGCGUCCACCAUAUCGAUGACCGAUUCGUUCAUUGCGUCGGAACUUCGACAAGAGCAGCAGCAACACCAGUCGCUAGAUCAGGCGAUGGAAUCACUGUCCUUGAGCAACAACAACAACAGUAGCAGCAACGGUAGCAACAGCAAUAGCAGCAGCAGCAGUGAAACAUUAGCCAACAGUACCAACAUUAAUAAUAACAUCAAUAACAACAGCACUAACGGCAGCAGCAUGCAGCAGUUUGAGAAGUCCGUGACGGAGAAGGAGAAUCUGCUGCUGGUUGAUAGCACGACCGGUAGCAGCAUGGUGUCCAACAACAAUCUCAACAACGGUAGCGCAAGCAAUGGGACUGUAGUCGAACUGACCCCGAACGAGCAGGGUACGAACGGAGAAUCAAUCAUACCGACGACGAACGGCAAAACGGAACAACCGUCAGUCAUGAUGGCGACGAGCAACGGCAGUACCGUAAACACUACAGCCAACAGCACCUCGGACCUGAUAAUCGAGGACGCGCUGAUGGGCCAAACCAACGGACACAAGAACGGCAGCAUGGACAAUGUGUUAAACGGGAAUGACUCGGAACAUCCAAAAUCUCAUAAAGAGUCGACAGAGGCUGCAGUUUUGCUGGAAUCAAAUGAUUUGCUAGUUUCGAAUACCGGUGAUCAUCUCCUGCACGGUGGUGAUCCAGAGACCAUUCUUUCCUUUGCUGACACAGCCAAUACGGCGGGUGAUCAUCAGCAACAUUCGUCGUUCGAUUCAUCUGCCACCAUUUCAACUGUGACGACAGAAUCGACCAUCGUCACAGGGGACAGUGCAGGCAGUAAUGCCUAUCAGCUAAUAGAUUUCGCUAGUUUUUCGACUAGCGACGAACCCGAGAAUAUACAACUGCGUGAAGGAAUCAUUAGUGAUGCUAACUUCAACCCUCUGACGCCGUUCGGCAUGCCUGAGGCUGAAUCUGCCGAAACGACGCAACAUCUUGCGCUUGAUUUGCAUAAUCUAUCCAACAAUAAUAGUAUUAACCCGUUCUUCACGAGUGACGAGCACGCCACCCUUCCUGUAUCCCGCUGCGACGGAAGCAAUCGAGAUCCCAGUGGCAACAUCGUGCCGGAAGCUGACCUCUUUGACCUUGGUUUUGAUAGUACUAGCACCACUUCCACUAGUAGUACCUUUUUUAACAACAAUAACACUACAUCGCCCAACAACACCCCGUGGAUGGUAUCGGCUACAUCCGAUGGUCAAGAUAAACGAGGUAAAUAG
Anopheles nili is the source of this 4884-nucleotide messenger RNA. It is a transcript of the gene ens, whose product is annotated as protein split ends. Gene Ontology annotation, biological process: microtubule cytoskeleton organization. The transcript is spliced from 12 exons. The coding region runs from base 1 to 4884 and encodes 1627 amino acids. The record is from RefSeq and is a predicted model, not a curated record. NCBI's taxonomy places the organism in Eukaryota, Metazoa, Arthropoda, Insecta, Diptera, Culicidae. Gene Ontology annotation, cellular component: microtubule cytoskeleton.